AUGUGCAUAUGUAAUACUUCUGUGCCAUCCUUUCAGUCAACAAGGGUGAGGAAAGUAGCGGCAACAAAGAUGGCACUCACUCAGGACAUUUUGGUGGUAAUGAUGCUACUACAUGGAAUAAUGGGCACCAUGAUCAACCUCAACAAUAAUGGCUUUGAAGACAUUGUUAUUGCUAUUAAUCCAAUGAUAGCUGAAGAUGACAAAAUUAUUACCAACAUAAAGGAUAUGGUUAAAGAAGCAUCCAAGUAUCUCAUCACUGCUACAGAACGAAGAUUUUACUUUAAGUCUGUAAAAAUUUUAAUUCCAUUGACAUGGUCACAAAAAACAGAGUACAAAAGAGUAAUAAGAGAAUCCUACGAAAAAGCUGACAUCAUAGUAGCUGAUCCUUACUUGAAAUCUGGAGAUGAUCCUUACACCCUGCAGUUUGGAGGUUGUGGGAUACCAGGGAGAUACAUUCAUUUCACGCCAACAUUUCUGACAAAUGACAAUUUGCAGGAUGUUUAUGGAUCUCGAGGUAGAGUCUUUGUUCAUGAAUGGGCUCAUCUCAGAUGGGGUGUCUUUGAUGAAUACAAUUAUGAUGCUCCUUUUUAUGUUACUAAGGAAAAAAAAGUUGAAGCAACAAGAUGUUCAGCUAGUGUCACUGGUAUUUACAUAUUUCCAACUGCACCAGGACAACACAGAGAGUGCAUAUUCCUGCAGGACACUCAGAUGUAUGAACCAGGAUGCCAAUUUGUACCAAAUAAAUCCCAAAGCACUCCAGUAUCUAUAAUGUAUAUGCAAAGUCUACCUUCUGUUACUGUGUUCUGUAAUAAAAGCAAUCAUAAUGUCGAAGCACCAAAUCUGCAAAACAAAUUCUGCAGCUAUAAGAGUACGUGGGAAGUAAUUAUGAAUUCCACUGACUUUGCCUCUUCAUCUGUAAUAAGUACUCCUCCACCUGAGCCCAUUUUCACCUUGAUGCAAACACGUGACAGAGUUGUCUGUUUAGUGCUUGAUGUCUCUGGAAGCAUGCGAGAUUAUGACCGCAUUGCUCGUCUCAAGCAAGCUGCAGAAGUGUUCCUCCUACAAAUUAUUGAAACUGGUUCCUGGGUUGGAAUUGUAACAUUUCAAAGCUUUGCCACCGUUCCGUCUGGCUUGCAGCAGAUUGUCAGUGACAACAUACGGCAGAAUCUUGUGAAUGUUUUGCCUACCACAGCUGGUGGAGGGACUAAUAUUUGUGCUGGACUGCGCAAAGGAUUUGAGGUGAUUAGAUUAACAGAUGGAAGUACUGAAGGAAGUGAAAUUGUGCUCUUGACAGAUGGAGAAGACUCAGGAAUGCAAUCUUGCUUUAAUGAAGUUAAAACUAGUGGAUCAAUAAUUCACACCAUUGCUUUGGGGCCAAGUGCUGCAAAAGAGUUAGAAAUGCUAUCAAGUAUGACAGGGGGAUUAAAAUUUGCUGCCUUUGAUGUCUUGGAUCCCAAUGGCCUCAUUGAUGUUUUCAGUGGAAUUUCAUCAGGAAGUGGAAAUAUUUAUCAGGAGUCAAUUCAGCUUGAAAGUAAAAGUCAGAAAGUUGAUUCCGGCAAUUCUAUUAAUGGUACUGUAUCCAUCGAUCAUACUGUAGGAAAUGACACUUUUUUUGUAGUUACAUGGAGUGAACCCUCUUCUAAACCUGAAAUUCUUCUGAUGGAUCCAAAAGGAAAAACAUAUAAACAAAACGAUUUUGCAGUUGACAACACCAAUCUCAAAACUGGUCGGCUUAAGAUUGAUGGGACUGCUGAGACAGGAGAUUGGAUUUAUGCGCUUUAUAAUAGAUACUCAAAGGCUCAGGUGCUAUCAAUCACAGUAACAUCUCGAGCGGCAUCUCUAACAGAACCUCCAGCAACUGUGAAGGCCUAUGUAAGCAGUGAUACAAAUGCUUUUCCCAAUCCAAUAAUUAUUUAUGCAGAAGUCAGUCAAGGACUUUUGCCAGUGCUUGGCGCAAGUGUUACAGCCACAAUCGAAUCAAAAAAUGCACGUGAGGAACUAGAGCUUUGGGACACAGGUUCUGGUGCAGAUAUUAUCAAGAACGAUGGAAUCUACUCAAGAUACUUCACAUCAUUCAGAGACAAUGAUAGAUACAGCAUAAAGGUGCAUGUCCAAGGGAGAGAUAGAACCAGUCGACAAACUCGCCAGAGGAAUCGCGCUCUAUAUGUCCCAGGCUAUGUAGACAAUGAUGAAAUAAAAAUGAAUGCACCAAGACCAGAAGCUAGUGACAAUGAUACCCAAGCAAACCUUGGAAAAUUCAACAGAAUUGCUACAGGGGGUAGUUUUGUAAUGUCAGGAGUGCCUUCUGGAAAUAUUCCAGAUGCCUUUCCACCAUCUCGAAUCACUGAUCUUGAAGUAAAACUCAAUGAUGAGAAUGAUUUCCUUUUGUCAUGGACUGCUCCUGGAAACAACUAUGAUAAAGGAAAAGCUGAAAAAUAUGAAAUUAAAACAAGUGAAAAUCCUGUGGAAUUAAGAGAUGCUUUUCAAAAUGCUGCUUCUGUGAACACAUCUGAUCUGAAACCUGAUGUUGCUGGGAUCAAACAGUCAUUUCAGUAUAAGAUGGAAAAUUUCACAAAAGAAAAUGGCACCGCAAUUUACUUUGCCAUUCGUGCCAGUGAUGGCAGCAACAAUGUUGGGGAAGUAUCUAAUAUAGCAAGAGCAGUUGUACUUCUUCCUCCAUUGCUCCUUAGUUCUCCCUCACCCACCAAUCCUUCUAGUUCUCCCUCACCCACCAGUCCUUCUAGUUCUCCCUCACCCACCAGUCCUUCUAGUUCUCCCUCACCCACCAGUCCUUCUAGUUCUCCCUCACCCACCAGUCCUUCUCCGCCUACAGAAGCUCCCAAUACUAAAGCUCCUGUGAUAAAUACAGUGACUGUAAUUGUUAUCAUAGUAUGCAUUGCUCUAAUUAUCAUUUGUGCUUGUAUAUGUAUAACUAUUUGUGUUUUACAUAAGCAAAAAAAGGUAAAUCCUGAAACUCAAAUGUAAGAAGAAAUAAGAUCAAAACUAUAGAAUGGAAGGACAAAUAAAUACAAUCUAUGAUGGUUACACAGACUUUUAACAACCUUGUUUGUGUAUUAAGACAGCAGUUAAUAUUCUCUGUCAUAGACAUAGAUUUCUGCAGUAUUGUUGAUUUUAACUUUUAAAAGUUGAAAGGAAAUUGAAUCACUAUUCUCAGCUUAUAAGGUAAGAGGUGAGUCAAAAUAAAAACAAGUUAGAAAUAUUUAUCAGCCUCAUAUGUUAAAUUUUACAAGCCACCCAGAAUCCUUUAUGUGUGGGUUGGGUGGAUAUAUAAAUGUGUUUAAUAAAUAAAUAAAUAGAUUUUCCCAUGCUUUCACUAAGCAAAGUUGAAUUUCCAAUGCAAAUACUACAUUUAUCUACUGCUCCUUUUACCUUUAGUGUAAAUUUAACAUAAAGCCAAUCUGACCUUAGCAACCUCAAAGGCAGCAUUAUUAAUUUCAUCUAUACUGAUUUAUGAGAAUAAAUUCUAUGUUAGGUUUAGGAUGCAAUGAUAUUACCAUAAUGGAGUCUGAUUCAGCUUUACACUGAAGUAUAUUUUUCUGAGAUGAGGAAGAUUAAAUCAAAUUAAAUCAAGUUUCUUCAGGCAGAAUUUAGAUGAGUGAAACAUGUUAUAUGGCUAAAGUGACAACUUUUUAAGCAAUUAUGAUUUUUACAGUCUAAGAAAUCUUGAAGCAUCAAGAUUUGGGGUAAAAUAAUUAUAGAACAAUAAGAUUUUUAUACAAUUUAGUAAAAUUGCCUAAUUUAGUAAAAAUACCCAAUCAUAUUGCACCAUAAUGUUCUAUACUACACUUUAACUAUAAUGGAAGAUGGCUUAGCAAUUCUGAUGCCUACCAACAGGGACAAAAUUGCUUCUCCUAAACAUUGGUAAAUAAGUAUCAAGAUUAAUGUCAAAAUAAUGUUUUUAACAAACAUGUUUGGUGGGGAAGGAUUUAGAAGAAUCAUAUGAGACAAAAAAAAAAAUCAUUGUUCCAUUUGAACAAUUUUACUUAUUUUCAUUUGUUUAUUCAAUGUAUUCAAUCUCUGUUCCAUGAAUCUGGGUAGCUAACCAGGAUUAAAAACAAAAUAAAAACAACAAAUCACUAAAUAAUAUAUACAUAGAGAGACCAAGGUAGAAAAUCAACCAACUCAUCAAUCAA
Molecule: messenger RNA, 4154 nt
Organism: Pseudonaja textilis
Lineage: Eukaryota; Metazoa; Chordata; Lepidosauria; Squamata; Elapidae
Product: calcium-activated chloride channel regulator 1-like
Biological process (GO): chloride transport
Cellular component (GO): plasma membrane
Molecular function (GO): protein binding; intracellularly calcium-gated chloride channel activity
Source: RefSeq, a predicted model, not a curated record